AUGCCCCUGCUACAAUAUGCACGCACGGCACCAUUUAUUACAAUUCACCUUCUCUUUUCUUCUUCUUUAAUCUUCUCGCCGCGCCCGCCCGGUGCCGGCCGGCAGGAGCGUCCAGACCGCGAGCAACAAGCGACCCCCACGAAGGCCCAAGCGACAAUGAUGCUGCGCCGCUUUUUCCUCUGCGUGCUUCUCCUCGCCCUCUGCUGCGCCUGCGCGUUUGCCGCGGCAGAGGGUCAAAGUGCAACUGCUUCAGUUCCUGAUCCUGAUGCCGAGACCACGACGACGACGACGACGACGGAGGCUCCUGCCGACACGGACGACGACGACGACGACGAAGGCGCCCGAGGGCGACGGGAGCAGGCCGGGCGGCCCCGCGUGGGUGCAAUUGCCGCCGCUGCUGCUGCUCGGCGCGGCGGCGGUGGCGGCGGCCGCGGUGGACGGGGAGGGU
This is a messenger RNA of Trypanosoma conorhini, 448 nucleotides long. Its product is annotated as mucin TcSMUGS. NCBI's taxonomy places the organism in Eukaryota, Euglenozoa, Kinetoplastea, Trypanosomatida, Trypanosomatidae. The annotation marks the transcript as partial. The record is from RefSeq and is a predicted model, not a curated record. The transcript has a single exon.